AAGUAAUAUCCACAUGUACGUGGCCGAGAAGUUGACAGAUUGACUUGAGGAGAGUGAGAGACUGACUUACUGAUUGAAAAUCAUUGAAGUGAAAGAAUCGAAUCCUUGGGUUCCGCAAUUUUGUGCUUACAGCAACGAUAUAAUUAAUCAAGAGAGUAGCAAUGGGCCAUUAGUAUCAUUUGUCAGUUAAAUCUCCUUGAACUUUAGAACAAGAUCAUAAGUAUGAUGGAAGAAUCGUCUGACGAAUCUACAGAAAUAAUUUCUAAUGAGGAAGCUGAGUUGGCAAAGAAAAUGCAGGAAAGUGAAGAACCUUUCAAAUCACCAGCAGGUACACCUAGCACAAAGUUUACCCCAAGUGUGGCUGCUCCUUCUCCAUUGCCGGAAUUUAUGAAUAGCUAUGGUGCCUCUCCAUCAGUGCCAACAUUGCAGAAUUCAAGAGAAUCUUCACCAGUGUCUCCUCCACAAAGGGAAGUUCCUGCUUCUUUGUCUAAUGUGCAGACAGCUAGUCCAACAGUCAAACCUAGCAUAGCUAGUCCAACAGUCCAACCUAGCAUAACUCCUCCAGCUCCAAUAGAGACCCCCAGGGAAGCCAGUUCUCAAAUCCCGGUCCCAGUCGAGAUGAUUCCAGAGUACUCCAGAAGUCCAAGUAACCAGGGAGGAGGGUUAUUCUCGUGGAUAGGAGGAAGUAACAUUGUCAACAAAAUGGUGGAGAAAACUAAGAGUUCCAUGGAGAGCAUGAUUACAACUCUUGAUCCUGGGAUGAAAGAGGUCAUCAGAACUGGUGGUGAUAUCUAUGUAGUGGUGACGUCAGAGAAAGAGAAUAAAGUCGGGGCAAUCCGAGAGGCAUUUCAGACUGUGUUUGGCAAGGCUAUUGUCAGAGGAAUGGAAAGCAGUUCAACAACUGCAACCCAACCUGUUGGUUAUACAUGUGGUUUAAAAGGUGCUGAGGAGAGGAUCCAAAAUCUUCGGGAAAAGGGAAAUUUACCAGAAGGACAACCAAUUGUGUCAGUGGAAGGAUUCAUUGUCGAAUUACUCCCAGACAGAUGGUAUGAGAUGAGUUGCUUGAUUCUACAAGAUCCUGCUCAUAGGAUUGAACUCCGAGCAUUUUCACAACCAGCUGCCAUCCCAGCUGAAUACAUUCUCCAAGCCCAGGACAGGACACCAUCAGAUUACCCCCUACGUUGGGCUGGACUGGCAGUUUCAAUUGGUCAAAUUGUGGAAGAGUCCAUGCCUCACAUUGGUCGAUCUGACUGGCAGGCAGCACUGACUGGUGUCAGUAGACGUGAAUCUCUGACUUUGGCAGCUAAGACUCUGGCUUAUAUGUAUAAGCAGAGACUGCCCUGCCCUGCUGUAUGAAUAUUAUACAUCUAUUUUUAUUUAUGUCAUUUCGAUACCAUUUGCUCUUUGUCAUCUGUAGAAACCAGUUACUUGCACACAAAUGAUUUACGCAGAUCAGUCUUUAGAAUCAUGCACGUGAUUGAUUCUUGACUAAACAAAUAUAUUGCUUUGCUUCCAUAAAAAUUUGUUCUUCAACAAUAUUCUUCAUGGAAUUAUUUUAUGCAGUGUUUUGAUAAAUGUAAAAUUCAAUACUAGUUACCUACAGUGUAUAUACAUGUACAUUACCAAAUCUAGUUCCAUGUAAAUUUUAUGUUACAUAUGGGAAUUUAAGUCUGGUUUGUUUGAAGUUUAACAGACAAGGUUUUUUUUUUUAUAUUUUGAGGGCAUUUAGUUAAACAAGUAUGAUGUUCAUGUACUUGGAUUUAUUAUGUACACAUUUUUCCCUCACCUUAUAUUAACCCAAGACCACAAUGGCAGACAGGGGCCCAAAGGCAGAUAUUGGUUGAGGGUUGAUAUGGAAAAGGGUAUGUUUUAUUAUGCUAUAUUACAUACUUGGUAGUAACAUACAAAACAAAACAGGAAGAAAAGAUGAAGAAUAAAGGGACAUGGACACAAUUUUGGUACAAAAAAAUAUUUAGAUAUUUCAUUGAUAUUAUGAUAGUAUUUGAUUCGUGUAAAACAUAGCAUCAAACUUACAUUUCAAAAACUGAUGAAAAGAUGCAUUUGAGACAUCAAAACUUUUUCUGUUCAAUACAAGGCACAACCCCUAUUUAUGUUAACAUGUCACAUGACUCAACCAUCAGUUGAUGGCUUUGGUGAAAAAAGGCUUUUAUAAGUAAAAUUUUAUGUUCUCCCUUAUUUGUGCUUGUACCCGGAAUUGAUUUAUCAUUAACAUGUCAAAAUGCUUUAGUGCUUUUGACAUACUUUUUAGAAAUCUUGAUGUUUCCUGGAUAGCAGGUUGACCAAAACGAUCUGGGGAUCCGGAUUUUAUGUAAAUACAAAGUAUAUCCAGUGUAAAAAUAUUUUUAAUCCAAUUUUUCAUGAAAGAUCUUUAUUUUGUAUAACAAGAUAUUGUCAAUUUCAUAUCGAUCAAAAAUCAUGUCCAUGCCCCUCUAACAUUACAUGUAUAUCAAUGUGUUAUCUAAAAAAUUGUUAUUUGUCAGACGAAAAUUUGUUUUCAAAUGUAAACAUGCAGCUUGAAAAUUUCAAAUGCUAUCAUUGAUUUGAAUUUAAUGAAAUAACUUCAGUGAACAGCAAAGUUUGAAACAGAAACUCCAAAAGGGGUGCAUUACGGUUCCAAAAUGAACACAUAUUGCACAUGCAAGGAACCUGUAUUUAUUACCAAGUAUGAAAAUUGAAAAAACUAUUCUUGACAUCGCUGAAAAUAGUGAAAAAUUAUCAAUAAAUCUUUCAAAGAUGAA
Messenger RNA from Ostrea edulis (European flat oyster), 2759 nucleotides. Its product is annotated as protein PRRC1-A-like. Gene Ontology annotation, cellular component: cytoplasm. The transcript is spliced from 10 exons. Lineage: Eukaryota; Metazoa; Mollusca; Bivalvia; Ostreida; Ostreidae. Gene Ontology annotation, molecular function: protein kinase A regulatory subunit binding. The record is from RefSeq and is a predicted model, not a curated record. Gene Ontology annotation, biological process: activation of protein kinase A activity. The coding region runs from base 223 to 1356 and encodes 377 amino acids.